Molecule: messenger RNA, 3772 nt
Organism: Onychomys torridus (southern grasshopper mouse)
Lineage: Eukaryota; Metazoa; Chordata; Mammalia; Rodentia; Cricetidae
Gene: Specc1
Product: sperm antigen with calponin homology and coiled-coil domains 1
Exons: 15
Coding region: 139-3315 (1058 amino acids)
Biological process (GO): actin cytoskeleton organization
Cellular component (GO): microtubule organizing center; filamentous actin
Molecular function (GO): protein binding
Source: RefSeq, a predicted model, not a curated record
AGGACGGCGCCGGCGGGAUCGCUGGGACCUUCCCGGUAGCAUCCGUGAGCGCAGAAAGCCGCGGCAGCUGCGGGCUGCGGCGGCGCGGGAGUCCAGUGCGAGUGAACCACGGCGGAGAGAAGGUCUCCCCAGGACAUCAUGCGGAGUGCCACCAAGCCCUGGAGUCCAGUUGCCAAAGCAGGCAGCCAUGGUCCUGAUCGCACUCGGCCCCUCCCUGGGACCCCUUCCGGCAUGAAGAGUUCCAAGUCUUCAACCUCACUGGCCUUUGAGUCUCGGCUUAGUAAGCUGAAGAGGGCCAGCAGUGAGGACAUGCUCAACAAACCUGGAACCGCCUCAUCAGCGGCAGUACGACUGAAGAAGACCUCAACCUCCGGAGCCAUCUCUGAGCUCACUGAGAGCCGCCUGAGAAGCACCACAGGGGCUGUUCCAACAACCAAGCGGACAGGCAUUCCAGCUCCACGGGAACUCUCAGUAACUAUCUCAAGAGAGAGGUCUGUGCCACGUGGUCCCUCCAGCUCAAAGAAGUUGGGCUCUAGUCCAACUUCCUCCUGCACUCCCACUCCUACCAAGCACCUGAGGACCACCUCUGCGAAGCCCAAGCAAGAGCACGAGAGCACAGAGAAAUCUGUCCUCGAGUCCCAGGUUCGGGAACUUCUGGCAGAAGCCAAAACCAAAGACAGUGAAAUCAACAGGCUUCGAAGCGAACUAAAAAAAUGUAAAGAAAGGUGGGCCCUAAGCACUGAGGACACCAGUGCAUCAGACCCAAGUGCAGAGGGAAUGUCAGCCCCGGCAGGUGACACAGAACCUUUGAUAAGAACCCUGGAGGAGAAGAACAAGACCUUUCAGAAAGAGCUUGCUGACCUAGAGGAGGAAAACAGGGCCUUGAAGGAGAAACUGACUUUCCUUGAGCAGUCACCAAAUUCAGAAGGGGCAUCAAGUCACACUGGUGACAGCAGCCGCCCAACCUCCAUAACCCACGAGUCCAGCUUCGGGAGCCCAGCUGGAAAUGAGUUGUCCAGUGAGACCGAUGAGUAUAGGAGAAACACACAUGGAAGCGCAUUACGGACAUCGGGGUCAUCAAGCAGUGAUGUCACAAAAGCCUCUCUGUCACCAGAUGCCUCAGAUUUUGAGCAUAUCACUGCAGACCCCCCAUCUCGGCCCCUGUCGGCCACCAGCAACUCUUUUAAGGGCUCUAAGUGCUCCCCUACGGCGAGCUCCCCAAAUAAUGCUAGUGAGCUGUCCUUGGCAUCGCUCACUGAGAAGAUCCAGAAGAUGGAGGAGAAUCAGCACAGCACCGCUGAAGAGCUGCAGGCCACUCUGCAGGAAUUAUCAGACCAGCAGCAGAUGGUGCAGGAGCUGACAGCCGAGAACGAGAAGCUGGUGGAUGAGAAGACCAUUUUAGAGACCUCCUUCCACAAGCACCGAGAGAGGGCAGAGCAGCUGAGUCAGGAAAACGAGAAACUGAUCAACCUCUUACAAGAGCGAGUGAAGAACGAGGAGCCUAGCGCCCAAGGAGGAAAAGUCCUUGAGCUGGAGCAGAAGUGCACAGAUAUUCUUGAGAAGAGCCGCUUUGAAAGGGAGAAGCUGCUCAACAUUCAGCAGCAGCUGACCUGUAGCCUACGGAAGGUUGAGGAAGAAAACCAAGGAGCUAUAGACAUGAUUAAGCACCUGAAGGAAGAAAAUGAAAAGCUGAAUGGGUUCCUAGAACACGAACGGUGUAAUAAUAGUGUGAUGGCCAAAACUUUGGAGGAGUGUCGAGUUACCUUGGAAGGCUUGAAAAUGGAGAAUGGGUCCUUGAAGGCUCAUUUGGAGGCUGAUAAGCAAAAGGCUGUAGAGGCCAGCAGUACCGUGGGGCAGACGGCAGAGAACUUCGAGGCUCAGGAGAUGCUGAAAGCGGCUCGAGCUGAGAAAGAUCAAUUGCAACUGUCUUGCACAGAGCUCAGACAAGAAUUGCUAAAGGCAAAUGGUGAAAUUAAACACGUUUCCAGCCUGCUAGCGAAGAUGGAAAAAGAUUAUUCUUACCUGAAGGAGGUCUGUGAUCACCAAGCAGAACAACUGAGCAGAACCAGCCUAAAAUUACAAGAGAAAGCUUCCGAGAGCGACGCAGAAAUCAAAGACAUGAAGGACACCAUCUUUGAAUUGGAAGAUCAGGUGGAACAGCACCGUGCUGUCAAGUUACACAACAAUCAGCUCAUUAGCGAGCUGGAAAGCAGUGUGAUCAAGCUGGAGGAGCAGAAGUCAGAACUAGAACGGCAGCUGAAGACCCUGACGAAACAGAUAAAGGAGGAAACUGAGGAAUGGAGGCGGUUCCAGGCAGACCUGCAGACUGCAGUGGUGGUGGCCAAUGACAUCAAGUGUGAGGCUCAACAGGAACUGCGCACUGUGAAGAGGAGGUUGUUGGAGGAGGAAGAGAAAAAUGCCAGGCUGCAGAAGGAACUGGGGGACAUACAGGGACACAGCAGACCUAUGAGUGAAGGGACAGAGCCCUCAGACGUUGAUGCUGCUGGCCGGUGGCAUGGAGUCUACAUCAACAGAACAUCCCCAGCUCCUCCAGACUCUGCAACCACUGUGAAGUCACUGAUCAAGUCCUUUGACUUAGGACACUCAGGUGGAGCUGGACAGAGUAUUUCCGUCCACAAGACUCCCAGAAGCCCCCUGAGUGGGAUCCCAGUGAGGACUGCUCCGGCAGCUGCUGUCUCUCCAAUGCAGAGACAUUCGACUUACAGCACCAUGCGGCCAGCCAGCAAAGGGAUGGCUCAGCGCUUGGAUCUGCCGGACCUUCCCCUCUCAGAUCUUCUGAAGGGAAGGGCCGAGGACCGGAAGUCAGACCCUUACCUCCGAAAGAGUCCCUCACUGGAGUCCCUGAGCAGACCCCCCUCUCUGGGCUUUGGGAACACCAGACUUCUGAGUGCGUCCACCGGGGGUCUGAAACCAAGCAAACUCAGUGUUGAAAGAAGAGACCCUCUGGCAGCUCUGGCCCGGGAAUACGGCGGCUCUAAGCGCAAUGCACUCCUGAAAUGGUGUCAGAAGAAGACAGAAGGCUAUGCGAACAUUGAUAUCACCAAUUUCAGCAGCAGCUGGAGUGAUGGGCUUGCCCUCUGUGCUCUGCUCCAUACCUACCUGCCUGCCCACAUCCCAUACCAGGAGCUGAACAGUCAGGAGAAAAAAAGGAACCUCUUAUUGGCAUUUGAAGCGGCUGAAAGUGUAGGCAUCAAGCCCAGCCUGGAGCUCAGUGAGAUGCUGUACACGGACCGGCCUGACUGGCAGAGCGUGAUGCAGUAUGUGGCCCAGAUCUACAAGUACUUUGAGACAUAAACAGAAGACCCAACAACAGCCGCUGCCUCUUGGCCUGAAGUUUGUCCUGGAAGCACCUGCUCACUGUCCACCACACCUGCUGUGCCCACCACCUAGCCGUCUGGAUUUCCAAGGAAGGCUUAAGCCAAGUGGACCAUCACUCCGUGGAGAAGCAGAGCUAGCUCCACCAUGUCCCCAUCUCAGAUGCAAACGUGUCUGGAGCCCAUGCUCAGGAAUCCUUGUUCCCAGUGGGAAGUUUCUAGAGAGGCAGGCCUGGCUUCUCACACACUGGGUCUCAAACCCAGGCCCUCUUCUGUGAGAAUCCCAAGGGUUGCCAGUCCCAUUUGCUGCCCACACGUGGCCUACACCCUUCAGUCACCAUGUCUUUUCUUCUUCUUCUCCUUCCUCCUUCACUAAAACCGCUCUAGCUUUGCUUUAUUCAAAACUUUGUCCUUACCAGCUGCUUACCCCCCCCCCC